This is a messenger RNA of Microthlaspi erraticum, 423 nucleotides long. Lineage: Eukaryota; Viridiplantae; Streptophyta; Magnoliopsida; Brassicales; Brassicaceae. The record is from the annotation of a GenBank genome assembly.
AUGAGUAGAAAAGGAGUUACAACCAAAAGAGUGAAGACUGUCCAGACGGCUCUAUCGAGAAUCAGCGCCCAAACCGCGCAGUCCGGCUGGCCGAGAAACGUGUUCCGCUCGGCCAAAACAUCCGUCCGUCUGAAGUCUCGGCCAAAGUCCAAACCAUCGGCCGACGCAUCACGACCCGGGAAACAUGUCCCGCGGUCGGCCAGCCAAACCACUCACGCCAUGCCGCGCACGACCAUGCCGCGCGAGCCGGGAACAAGCCUCGCGGCCGCGCAACCUUCUCGCGUACCACGGCCGAUGCGCCGUCCGAGCCGGGAAAGACGUCCCGCGUCCGGCCGAGAAACAUCGGCCAAAUCUCAUCCCGUCCGACCACGCCGACCACCGCGAAUCCGUCCGGCCACGACCGUUCCGACUCGACCACAAUGA